Molecule: messenger RNA, 2204 nt
Organism: Lolium perenne
Lineage: Eukaryota; Viridiplantae; Streptophyta; Magnoliopsida; Poales; Poaceae
Source: RefSeq, a predicted model, not a curated record
UUGGAGAAGAUUAUUCCAAGGAUGAUCAAUCGCAAGUACAAGGAAGGAUUAGGGGGAGUGUUAGGAUUUAAUUAGUUUACUUAAUUAAAGGGAAUCCUCCCUAUGUAACCGCCGUCGUGCGGUUGCUUCGGCAACCGACGCGACGCUCCCUCACACCCCCACGAUCAGUCGCGUCUCCUCUUCGCGACGGUUGACCUUGUAUAAAUACCCGAUUGUCAAUGGAAUAAAGAACACAGUUCGAUUCAUUUGCUUCUCUCUCGAUCGCUCUCAGUUUUCCUUCGAACAGUGCGAUCGUAUGACAGGACUCGAGGACGGACGACGGAUACACUUGACGGAUUGCUUCCCGGUGGCAAUUGCUCUGUAAUUUCAAUGGAAAAUCAAGGGCAAUAAAAAUGGAUCAACAAGAAGUCUUACUUUUUUUUAUUAUUAUAGGUAUAGAUAUAGACAUAUUUCUUUUAUCGAAAAAAAUUCGUUUCCCAUUUUCGGCAAAGAGGCUAAGGAAAACAAAAUGUAAAAUUACAAUCUUUUAUCUGAGCGAUGGGGCGCACCAUCAGAAGAGCCGGUCCAAUCCAAAGCCAAAAGCCAAAGCCAAAACCUAAACUGCUAGUUUGCCCACGUGAGGAAGGCUAGCUGCCACGUAGGAUCGUACGGGAAUCGGACACGAAUCAUCGUACAUAUAUAGCAGCGCCAAGAAAAAAAAAACUGGUCCCAUCCGAAUCAGAUCUCGGUCCGGAUCGUGUAUCAAAUACUAGCACCAAGAUCUCUUUUUUUUUUUUGGCUCGAUUAAAUACCAAGAUCUUGUCCCGUGAUCUCUCCCUGUAUAAUAAUCAAAUCAAUCCCCAAGGCGUAGCCCUCCACGGUUUCACACCCCCCUGGGUGGGGAUCGCGCGCCAUGGGGAUGAAGCUGUCGUCCUUGCGCUGUCCACCGCGCAGCGCCGUCGUUGCUGUCUCGCUGCCACCCGACGUCGUCUUUGACAUCCUCUCAUGGCUGCCGCUCAAGUCCCUCUGCCGCUUCCGUUGCGUGUCCAGGGAGUGGCGCGCCCUCAUCUCCAACCCGGCCUUCGUCGCGGCGCACAAGGCUCGCUCCGAGCCUCUCAUCGCUGCCAACUCUUUCAGCGAACCAACGACUCUACGGCUCAUUGACAUGGACGGCAAUGUUGUGAAGGUGAUCAAAACCAAGGAUCAUAUUUUUAGUUUUGUCUGCGCAAGCUCAGAUAACAUCAUAUGUGUCCUCGGCCAUUCCUUGCUACAAGCUAGAGUGAUUAACCUUGCAACAGGAGAGAUAUUGGUGACUAGCAUUAGAGGUACCUUCAUAGGUUUCGGCCGUGCUACCCCGUCCGGUGUCUACAAGAUGGUUUGCAUCCGUACCCGCUGCUGUAGGAUCCUCACCAUUGGAGAUGGUGCGGGGUGGAGGCAAAAGCAAUCCCCCCCACCCAAAGGUAUCUCCUAUCAUAGUAAUCCUGUCACGGUCAACGGCGUGUUAUACUUCGCAUCGCAGAUACAUGGGGAUAGUGUACUCUGCUUUGACCUUGAGAGUGAGGAGUGGAAAAGGGGGAUUAGAGGCCCGCCCAAUGUGGAGCCUGAGCGGUGUUACAUCACUUUGGGCGAGCUAAACAGCACCCUAUGUAUGAUGCAACCAGAGGUUGACAAUGGAUUCACAAUCAUAUGGCUCCUAACUAAUGCCGAUAAGGGCACGUGGUUCAAGCUGUACACGAUCCCCUUGGACCCAUCUACAUACGAUCGUAUGAUACCUUUGAGGAUGUUACUUGAUGGUGGGAAACUGCUCUUCUACGUCACAGAUGAUUCCAUGAAAUUACCGGUGCUGCAAAUCUUUGACCCACAACAUAGGACAUGCUCGGACGCGCCCAAGAUUCUAGCAGGUGACCAUGGCGGAAGUAUCAGCCUUUGCAGCUUGCGCUAGGAGGGUUUUUAUCUAUAUUUAAGUUCUUAGGCAUUUCACCCGCUAUGUAGGCAGCAGGACAAAGACCGGUUAGACAGCAGCAUGCAUGAGGAUCUCCUAGUGGCUGCCCGUUAAGUUUCAUUCUCACAUAGAGUUGUAUCGCUACCUGUUUUAAUUCCAGUUGGGCUUGUUUGUGCUGUUGCCCCAGCGAAAUCUGCUUAUUUUCUUGACUUGCAAUUGAACCUUAUAUGGAUGUGGUUGUUUUAUUUAUGAAGUGCAGUGAAAUCCUGUUUCGAGAAAACUA